CAAAGAAAAAAUUUGACCACCUGUAUAGCAAAUUGUGAAAGUUUGACUCAAGAAAUGAAGUCCAGUACCCAGUCCAUGUGGACAAGAAGAAUGCAGUCUGUGGAUGCUGCAUGGGAAAAUAGUAGAUCUGCUAUAUUUGCUGCUGUUUUAAAAAGUCAAGCAAUUCCUAAAACUGGGGCUGUUUGCUUCUUGUGCGGAGAAGACAGAGCUGUUGUUCGGUGUCGCCACUGUGGACCAGAUGCAUUACUCUGUAACAAUUGUGAUGAGACAGCUCAUGAGAAAAAACCUUUGCAUGACCGUGAUAUUUGGAUAAAUGGAUUUUAUCAAGCAGUUCCUCCAACUGAAACAGUCCUGCCAGAUGGAUCUCCAGGCUUCAACAGAAGAUAUGCUCCAUUUUUAUUUUGCAAAGAAUGUAUUUAUUGCAAGGGCCAGGAUACACUUUCUAUCAUCCCCUCUAAUGAAAUGUGCAUUCUUAUAACAGCCAAAGGAAGAUUUGAUUUGUAUUUAUUCACAUACAGUUGCACUGGAUGUGAUCAACAGUUCUCACCAUUAACACUGGAGAAGAUAAUUAAUGAAGGGUAUUGGCCAGGUGGCCCAAAGAAUCUUAAUUACAUCUUCUGUGAAGAUGUGUUCAGAGUUUGGGAUUCACUGCGAAAGUAUAUGCCAGGCACAUCUGAGACAGCAUUUCUUAGGUCCUUGGCCUCCAUAUCUAGUGAAAAGGGCAGGGUUAGUAAAUCAUACUUAGGUCACUGUACAUAG
Molecule: messenger RNA, 759 nt
Organism: Dendronephthya gigantea
Lineage: Eukaryota; Metazoa; Cnidaria; Anthozoa; Malacalcyonacea; Nephtheidae
Exons: 4
Coding region: 55-759 (234 amino acids)
Source: RefSeq, a predicted model, not a curated record